Messenger RNA from Effrenium voratum, 1089 nucleotides. The record is from the annotation of a GenBank genome assembly. NCBI's taxonomy places the organism in Eukaryota, Dinophyceae, Suessiales, Symbiodiniaceae.
AUGCAAGAGUUUGAAUCCUGGCGAGUCAAAGAUCUUGAAGAGCGCAACAAGCGGGAGAAGGCCCUGGCCCGCCCUUCCGCCCUUGCGCCGUUCCGACUCCCGGUCACGCUCGAAGAAUGGUACUCCAUGCGUGAAGCCGCCAAGAUCGAGGCCAAGCGAAGAGCCGCAGAAAAGGAGGAGGAGAUGGAGAGAAAGAAGGCCAAGAAGAAGGCAAGGGAGAAGGAGGACGCGAAAAAGAAGAAGGAAGAGAAGCAGGCAAAGAAGGACAAGAAGGAGCAAGAAGAGCUGGAAAGGCGCGCCAAGAUUGCUGAAGCCGCUGCUGCACGGCGAGAACGAGGUUCCGGCAGGCCGGAUGCAGAAGCAGAGUUGGCCAAGCUGAUCAAGGAGGCGAAGCAGGCAGAGCCGAAGCAGGCCGAGCCGCAGGUACCUGUGAAGGAUCCAGGCAUGCUGGAGAACGGCAUCAUCGUACUGGAUGAAGAUGUGGAGCUCUACACCCACAACGAGGUCAUGACAAAGAUCACUCAGCAGCUCACUAAGGCCUUGGACUUGCGCCUGGUGGCCGUCCAUCUCGUGGACUCCACGCUCUGCGUGGAUGCCUAUCGAUAUCUGUCUGCCGUGUUCUUGUCCAUGUCUGCCAUGAUGCAGUUGGAGUUGCCUCACAUCAAUGUGCUGUCCAAGAUCGACCUGGUCAUGGAUCACACCGAUGACUUAUCCUUUGGCUUGGACUACUACGCAGGCGUGUCCGACCUGUCGCAGCUGAUGUGGACGCUCCAGGCUACAAGGCAUCCGAUGAGCCAGAAGUUCAAGGAAUUCAACAGGCUCAUCGCGGAGCUGAUUGAGGACUAUGGCCUCGUGAGCUUCGAGCCCUUGGACAUCCAGGACAAGGAGUGCGCCCUGCGCGUGCUUGGUCGCUGCGAUACUGCCAACGGACACAUCAUGAAUGCCGAGAAGGUCGAGGAUCCAUCAGAUCCUGUUGCCGGAGUUCGACUCUUUCAGGCGGGCUUCGCGGAUACCGACGAAUUUCUGGAUGAAUACUUGGAAAGAUACGAAGAACCUUGGCUGAAUUUCCUCUUUCUCCCUCGCAACUAG